UCUAGCUUAAUUGCUUCCCGGCCCAUACCUUGUUGCCUGCCUCCCCUCGGAUCUCUCCUUCAUGGACGCCGGGGACGCCGGCGACGGUCGCCGCGGCCGGCGGACGCCGAUGCACGUGGUGGUGUUCCCGUGGCUGGCGUUCGGCCACCUCAUCCCGUUCCUCGAGCUCGCCAAGCGGCUGGCGGCGCGGGGCCACGCCGCCGUCACCUACGUCUCCACGCCGCGGAACGUCUCGCGCCUGGCCCCCGACGUCCCGCCGGAGCUGUCCGCGACGCUCCGCCUCGUGUCGCUCCCGCUGCCGCGCGUCGACGGCCUGCCCGACGGCGCCGAGUCCACCACCGACGUGCCGAAGGACAAGGUGGGCCUGCUCAAGGCGGCGUUCGACGGCCUCGCCGCGCCCUUCGCCGCCUUCCUCGCCGACGCCUGCGCCGCCGGAGCUGAGGACGACGGCGAAGAGGCAGCUGGGUUUGGCAGGAAGCCCGACUGGAUCGUCGUUGAUUUCUUCCACCACUGGGUUCCACCCAUCGCCGAUGAACACAAGAUUCCAUGCGCCAAUUUCCUCUCGUUCUCGGCGUCUUUGCUCGCCUUCCAUGCCCAGAAAUCGCGAGCCGCCAACGCCGCCGACAGCGAGCACCCCCACACGGAGGCCGAGCACUUCAUGGCGCCCUCGCCGAGCGCGUCCGGCCACCUCCCGUCCGACCUUGCCUACCGGCGCCACGAGGCCAAGUUCGUCGCCGCCGCAUACCAGCCUGACUGCACCGGCAUCUCCAACGCCGAGCGCAUGAAGCUGCUGCUGCGGCGCUGCCCGAUCAGCUUCUUCCGCAGCUGCCCGGAGGCCGAGGGCCCGCCCUGCGAGCUCCUCACCGAGAUCUAUGGCCGUCGCUUCCUCCCCAUCGGCCUCCUCGCGCCCACUGUCCGGUCGAACGGCGGCGGCGGCGGCGAUCGCGACGAGGCCGCCGCCGACCUGAUGCGCUGGCUGGACGCGCAGCCCGAGAGGUCCGUGCUCUACGCCGCGCUGGGGACGGAGGCGCCGGUGACGACGGACAACGUGCGGGAGCUCGCCCGCGGGCUGGAGCUCUCCGGGCAGCGGUUCCUCUGGGCGCUCCGCGUGCGGGGCACCGGCGGCGACGACGCAGCAGCGACUCCGCCGACGGCGAGAGACGGGCUCCUGCCGGACGGGUUCGAGCGGCGGGUCGCCGGGCGCGGCGUGGUGUGCGCCGGGUGGGUGCCGCAGCUGCGCGUGCUGGCGCACCCGGCGGUGGGCGCGUUCCUGACGCACUGCGGGUGGGGCUCCACCGUGGAGAGCCUCCAGUUCGGGCACCCGCUGGUGAUGCUGCCGUUCGUCGGCGACCAGGGCAUCGUCGCGCAGGCCAUGGUGGCGAAGGGGGUCGGCGCCGAGGUGGCGAGGAACUACGACGACGCGUCGUUCCGCGGCGAGGACGUGGCGGCGGCGGUGCGGCGGGUGAUGGUGGGGGAGGAGGGGAAGGUGUUCGACCGAAACGCGAAGCAGCUGCGAACGGCCGCUCUGGACGAGGAGCGCCAAGGGCACUACAUCGACGAGAUCGUCGAGCACCUACGGGGCUACAAAUAUGGUGGUGGCGACUGAACAAUAUGAACCCUUCGAGUGAAUUGUGUUUGGAAUUUCGGAUUCCUUUUCGUAUCCAAGUUUUGAUUUGAAUCCUUUUAUGUUUUUUUUUUUAAACUUUGGAGUCUUUUUGUUGAAGCAGUUCCAAGAAUAAUUCCGAAAUUCGUCUGUUUGAUCGUGUCACUUCCACGUUCGCAAUCGUAUGGCUGUACCACUAGCUGUAUUGAUAUACCCAAGCUCGAGAAGGGGGUGAGGGUUCAAACUGAAGUAGAAGGAAG
Messenger RNA from Oryza brachyantha (malo sina), 1863 nucleotides. Its product is annotated as putative UDP-rhamnose:rhamnosyltransferase 1. Gene Ontology annotation, molecular function: UDP-glycosyltransferase activity. The coding region runs from base 62 to 1606 and encodes 514 amino acids. The record is from RefSeq and is a predicted model, not a curated record. The transcript is spliced from 2 exons. Lineage: Eukaryota; Viridiplantae; Streptophyta; Magnoliopsida; Poales; Poaceae.